AUGCAUGUGGACCAGUGGAGAUGGGAGAAAGAGAUGCUCAACCACAUGAAGAAAGUCCAGGAGCAGAAACUCAGAAGAGUCAGGGAUCUUCCUCCAGAGCUGACAGAGGAAAAAAAGCCUUAUCCUAAUGAUGAAAGCCUGGCCCGUCAGUUGGUCGAAUUAGGCUACCGAGGGACUGGGGAGGUGGUGAAAAGGGAAGAUUUUGAGGCAAGAAAGGCAGCUAUAGAAAUUGCAAGACUGGCUGAAAGAACUCAGAAAAAAACACUAACAAGUGCUGGCAAAAACCUGCAAGAUAACUUUUUGAAGGCCCUGGCCGGGAGAGAAGAGGACAAUCGUACUGGAAAAGUGAGCUCUGUGAUCUUUAUUCGUGACAAAAACGCUCACGGACAAGAGGUGUCAGGCUACAUCGACUAUGCCCACAGGCUGAAGGUGGAAGAUUUUGAAGUCUACUUUGCUGGAAAAAAGAGACUUCUUCCAAAGCCCACAGAUUUGAGCUUUUACAACUGGGAUAGUCAUAUUGCUGUCUGGAAUUCAAGCCCCAAUUAUCAAGUGAUUGCUGACAAUCCAGAAGGUUUACUCUUCAAAUACAAAAGAGAUAGAAAAAUUCUCAAUGUGGAUCCCAAGGCUCAUCCAGGAGAAAACUCUACCAGAACAUCGAUCCAAACAGAACUCUACAUACAAGCUGUAAUUUUUGACCAUAUUUCCAGAAGGAAGACUUAACUAUCAACAUGUUAGAUGGUCUCUAAUUGCUUGCUAAAUUUAAAUAGAUCU
Molecule: messenger RNA, 771 nt
Organism: Echinops telfairi (small Madagascar hedgehog)
Lineage: Eukaryota; Metazoa; Chordata; Mammalia; Afrosoricida; Tenrecidae
Gene: CFAP299
Product: cilia and flagella associated protein 299
Exons: 6
Coding region: 1-720 (239 amino acids)
Source: RefSeq, a predicted model, not a curated record